This is a messenger RNA of Lactuca saligna, 747 nucleotides long. NCBI's taxonomy places the organism in Eukaryota, Viridiplantae, Streptophyta, Magnoliopsida, Asterales, Asteraceae. The record is from the annotation of a GenBank genome assembly.
AUGAAUUUGAGUACCAAACUUCUGAUUUCUUGCUGCCCUCGGUUUCAAGAUCAGGGACAUCCGAAAGCCGCUUCUUUGAAAACUGUCCUAUUAUUGUUUCCAGAGCUUUGUGCAGAACUCUUUGAUGGAAACAGUGCAUCUGGUAAUCUCAAUUAUGCCACAUCCCAAACAUCAUCAGGACAUGGACCAUCUUCUUUCCAUGUCGCACCACUACAUCUUAUGGACGCCCCUUCCAUUAACAUAGAUGAGGAUGAUUUCUUUUCCAAGCAUACUAGUGAGCAUUUUACUCAGCCUUCACCUUCUACUACUUCAUCUUCUGUUAAUUCACCUUCUGCUGCUUCACCUUCUGUGCCAACUUCUUUUAAUCUGAAUCCAAACAUUCCGGGACAUAAUAGGAGGCUACGGCAGGUGAUCAAGGGAGCAGUUGGUGCACUUGAUGGCACUUUGAUACAUGUUGUUGUCUCUGCAAACAAACGGGAUUUAUAUAGAAGUAGGGGAAAAGGCGAUUGUUACCAAAACGUAUUGGUAAUAUGUGACUUCAACAUGAUGUUUACGUUUGUUGUGACCGAUUGGGAAGGGAUAGCACACGAUUCUAGAAUUUUAUCAGAAGCAUUAGCAAAUCCACAUGCACCAUUCUCGCUUCCACCACCAUAUAAAUAUUAUCUUUUUGAUGUCGCCUAUGCAAACAUUCGAGGUUUUAUGACACCGUACCGUAAUGUGAGGUAUUGGCUUGGAGAUUUCCGUUGA